AUGUUGCAGAAACUUCCACUGAAGGACUUUUCGUCUGAAAUCCGCGCAAACAUGGACAUUAAGUUGUUUAUCAAAGAGGCCACUCUUUUGCUGGACCUGCAGGCCUCCUCAUUGGAAGACAUUAUCCACGAGAUGUUAGUUGCCGUCUUCAGCAACAACACGGGCGCCAGUGGGAGUUUCAAUGGAGAUGUCAUAGAGCACAAUUCGACUCCUGGCGGUGGUGGCGGUGGCGGUGGCAAUUCGUCAACGACCUUCAGGGUCACAACUGUAAGCAGCCCUACGGCGACCAUGGAAUGUUCGCAUAUGCCCUUCGGCACAUCGAACAGUGAACUCAACAGCCCUACCUCCGAAGCGCCCACGGUGGACUCGCUGAUAGAAAAGGCCAAAAAAGCCCUCUUUCUGCAGAUAACACUGAACGACCGCUCAUGUAAGAAAGUCGCAAAAACUUGA
This is a messenger RNA of Dibothriocephalus latus, 450 nucleotides long. Lineage: Eukaryota; Metazoa; Platyhelminthes; Cestoda; Diphyllobothriidea; Diphyllobothriidae. The record is from the annotation of a GenBank genome assembly.